AUGGCUCGCUCGGUGUUUCUCGUGGCUCUGGCCUCCCUGGCGCCAGCCCUGGCCCAGUACAAUACUACGUACAAGGAUUAUUCGACAGAUCCUAACCCAGAUCUGGAUGAGCAGACCAUUGCUGUGUUUGGAGGGCUGAGCUUUCCCGACUGUACCAGUGGUCCACUCAGUCAAAACUUGGUGUGUAAUUCAUCAGCAACACCCCAGGACCGAGCGGCAGCCUUGGUAUCUCUGUUCACGCUCGAGGAGCUGGUAAACAGCACCGGCAAUGACAUUCCGGCCAUUCCACGCCUCGGAUUGCCGGUAUACCAGGUCUGGAAUGAAGCGCUGCAUGGGUUAGAUCGCGCCAAUACCUCUGAUGCUGGGGCCUAUAGCUGGGCGACCUCCUUCCCAUCGCCUAUUCUUUCCAUGUCAGCUUUGAAUCGCACUCUGAUCAACCAAAUCGGUCAAAUCAUCUCCACCCAAGCCAGGGCGUUCAACAAUGCGGGGAAAUAUGGCCUGGAUCUGAAGAUUAUCGCUACCGCGAAGCAUUUUGCCGGCUACGAUAUCGAGAAUUGGGGCAACCAUUCGCGUCUUGGCAAUGACUUGAGCAUCACUCAACAAGACCUUGCGGAAUAUUUCACGCCUCAGUUUGUCGCAGCCGUUCGGGACGCCAAGGUACACAGCGUGAUGGCAUCCUACAAUGCUGUCAAUGGAGUUCCCAGCUCUGCCAAUCCCUUCUUGCUCCAGACUCUUCUUCGCGAUGCCUGGGAGUUUGGUGGGUUCGUCACUUCAGAUUGUGAUUCAGUGUACAAUGUGUUCAAUCCUCAUGGAUAUGCGAACAAUAUUUCAGCCGCCUCCGCAGUCUCGAUGCUUGCAGGGAACGAUAUGAACUGCGGAACUUCGUAUCAGUAUAAUCUCAACCAGUCCGUCCAGCAAGGUCUGAUUUCUCGAAGUGGAGUCGAACGCGGAGUCACGCGAUUUUAUGAGAACCUUGUACGCUUGGGGUACUUUGAGGGAAACACCAGCUUAUACCGAGACCUUGACUGGUCUUCUGUGACGAAAACCGACGCCUGGAAUAUUUCAUAUGAGGCUGCAGUAGAGGGCAUUGUUCUGUUGAAGAAUGAUGGGACUUUGCCGCUUUCCAAGAGCAUUGGCAGCGUUGCACUUAUCGGACCAUGGGCCAAUGCAACCACACAGCUUCAGGGCAAUUACUUUGGUCCCCCGCCGUACUUGAUCAGUCCCCUCGCAGCGCUGCAGGCGUCCCACUUGAGUGUAAAUUAUGCAUUCGGGACCAACAUUUCGUCGGAUGAUGCCAGUGGAUUCGCCGCUGCAGUUUCUGCUGCUCGGGACUCAGAUGCUAUUAUCUUUGCCGGUGGUAUAGACAACACCAUUGAGGCUGAGGGUCUUGACAGAGAGAGUAUCAGUUGGCCAGGAAACCAACUUGACCUCAUUCAGCAGCUGAGUAGUCUUGGCAAGCCUCUCAUUGUAUUGCAGAUGGGAGGUGGACAGGUCGAUUCUUCAUCCCUCCAAGCCAAUGCCAACGUGAACUCUAUCAUUUGGGGUGGGUACCCUGGUCAGUCUGGUGGGCAGGCUCUGUUAGAUAUUAUCACCGGAGCGCGUGCGCCUGCUGGUCGAUUGACAACGACUCAGUACCCGGCCGAAUAUGCGCAGCAGUUCCCCGCCAUCGACAUGAGCCUUCGACCAAACGGUACUAAUCCUGGUCAAACCUACAUGUGGUACACGGGGACUCCAGUGUACGAAUUCGGCCACGGCUUGUUCUAUACAACGUUCAAUGCCUCUCUUCCAGAGUCUCACGCCGCAAGCUGCUCCUAUGAUAUUGCGAAGUUGCUUCCAGAUGCCGAAGACAGGACGGCACAGCAAGCCCCCUUCUUGAACUUCACAGCGGAGAUUACCAAUACUGGAAAUGUACUCUCGGACUACACUGCCAUGCUCUUUGCCAACACAACAGCUGGACCGCGACCUCUGCCCAACAAAUGGUUGGUGGGCUUUGACCGUCUCGGCUCGUUGCAGCCACACGAUAGCCAGACCCUCGUGAUUCCAGUCUCAUUAGAUAAUGUCGCCCGGACGGAUUCUUCAGGAAACAAAAUUGUGUAUCCCGGCAAAUAUGAGCUGGCGCUGAACACUGACCGAUCGGUUGUGGUCUCGUUCACAUUGACAGGCUGCGAAACGGUUCUGACGAAGUGGCCGCAGGAACAGUGA
Molecule: messenger RNA, 2202 nt
Organism: Penicillium chermesinum
Lineage: Eukaryota; Fungi; Ascomycota; Eurotiomycetes; Eurotiales; Aspergillaceae
Gene: xlnD
Product: beta-xylosidase XylA
Exons: 4
Coding region: 1-2202 (733 amino acids)
Biological process (GO): arabinan catabolic process; xylan catabolic process
Cellular component (GO): plant-type cell wall
Molecular function (GO): xylan 1,4-beta-xylosidase activity; alpha-L-arabinofuranosidase activity
Source: RefSeq, a predicted model, not a curated record